Messenger RNA from Quercus lobata, 1545 nucleotides. RefSeq lists its product as uncharacterized. Gene Ontology annotation, molecular function: zinc ion binding. The coding region runs from base 1 to 1545 and encodes 514 amino acids. The transcript has 4 exons. NCBI's taxonomy places the organism in Eukaryota, Viridiplantae, Streptophyta, Magnoliopsida, Fagales, Fagaceae. The record is from RefSeq and is a predicted model, not a curated record.
AUGGACUGGGGAAUUGAUAUUGAUGCCAGCCGAGAUGUGUACGAAGAGUUCAUUGAUAUUGAUGGACCGAUGGACGACGCGGAGGUCUUAGAUGUACCACAGAUCGAAAAAAACAAGGAGGAUUGCCCUACAACAGUUCAUAUCCUAGAAUGGUUCACAUCAAACACAUGCGACAAUAUUAAUGACCCAUCACUUGCAUUGCGUACAGGACAUCUUAAAAGUUGGCAUAAAGGUGACCACCCGGCAACGGGGAUGCUAUUCAAGAAUAAAGCCUCUGUUCAAUAUGUGUUGACUCUCUACUCUAUAGAGCAUAAUAAGCAAAACAAGGUCAUCAAGUCUAACACCAAUAGGCUGGUAGCGACUGAUGGGCAGAUGAUGGAUUCAAAGUUCAUCUCAAUUGCACUUGAGAAGUAUGUAUGGGAGGACCUAACCCGAAAGGCAGUUGCGUGUAUUUACGAGGAUUUUGACGAGUCAUAUGUAGAAUUGCCAAGGUUUCUAACUGCAUUGUCCGAUGUAGAUCCGAACACUGUGACCACAUUAAAGUGUGACCCCCAUGUCCCGGGGACUUGUAUAUUCAACUCCAUGUUUUGGGCUUUCGGUCCGUGUAUUAAAGGGUUCAGGCAUUGCAAGCCGGUGAUAAGCAUAGAUGCAACGCACCUCUAUGGAAAAUACAAAGGAAAGCUGUUGAUAGCAAUAACAACAGAUGGUAACAACGAGGUUUAUCCACUCGCAUUUGCCGUUAUUGAAAGCGAGAGCACGGAGACAUGGGGAUGGUUCUUGGCAUGCCUGUUAACCUAUGUUACAGACCGGACCAAUUUGUGUAUAAUAUCCGACAGACAUCGUGGGAUACAAUCAUGCUUCGAUGACACCACUAAGGGCUACUUGCAACUGCCCUUAACCCAUCACCGGUAUUGCCUCCGCCAUUUAGUAAGCAAUGUUAACACUAACUUCAAUAGUGUGCCGUUGAAGAACUUGGUACAGAAGGCAGCAACUGCAAAUCAAGUUAGGAAGUUUGAAAACACCAUGGAUUGCAUCAAGAAUGUCAACCCGGAUGCGUACGACUAUCUUAAGGAGGUACAUCAAGAAAAGUGGACACUUGUACAUGACCAUGGGCACCGAUAUGGGGCAAUGACAAUGAACCUGUCAGAGUGCUUCAAUGGGGUACUUAAGGGCGCCCGUAGCUUGCCCAUAACUGCAAUGGUGAAGUUCACAUUUUACAAGGUGAACUCAUACUUUGACGAACGUCGAAACAAAACCCUAGAGCAGUUGGAAGAGGGGGGAGAUCACAUCCAUAGGGUUUCCCUCAUGGACAUGACAUGCACGUGCGGCAAAUGGGAAGCAAACAAGAUCCCAUGUUCCCACUUGAUAGCAAUUUGUGCCAAACACAACCAUGAUGCCACUGAGUAUAUGGAUAAUUUCUACCACGUGGAAGAAUGGUAUCACAGCUAUGAGCCGAUAUUCCAACCACUGAAAGAUAGGUUAGAAUGGCUGGAGCCAACAGAAAGGAGAAUUGUGAUGCCAAACCCACGGUUGAUCUAUGAGUAA